This is a messenger RNA of Yarrowia lipolytica CLIB122, 1392 nucleotides long. RefSeq lists its product as uncharacterized. Lineage: Eukaryota; Fungi; Ascomycota; Dipodascomycetes; Dipodascales. Gene Ontology annotation, molecular function: protein serine/threonine phosphatase activity. Gene Ontology annotation, cellular component: cytosol; nucleus. Gene Ontology annotation, biological process: G1/S transition of mitotic cell cycle; mitotic cell cycle. The record is from RefSeq and is a predicted model, not a curated record.
AUGGGGGGGAACGGCCAAAACGGGGAAAUCAAGGUAUCGGGGCGGGGAAAAGGGCGAAUUUGGUUAUUUGGGGUCAAGGAAAAACGCUGGCGGGCUCGUAUUCCCGAUAAAACCGCUCCGGGACUCGCUUUUCAGGUAGCCCGCACCGGCGAAAAAGCCAGGGAUUGGGUGAAAACAUUAAGGUUCGGCCCUCAAAGUUCACAGUGGUCAGCGCAGUGUAAACACGUCGACCCACACACACCACUCCGCCAUAACCACAUCUCUCGAGCUCGCUGUAGACACAAGAGCUUCCGUCACCCGCAUCCAUCUCACAGACACAGACACACACCCACACAUUCACGCAUCACCAGACCCACAAGAACCGCCACAAUGGAAGAUUCAGACGUGCUGAUGAGAGAUAUCAACGACGACGGACUCAAGCCCAUGGACGCCAUGGGAGCCGGGGGCGAAGGGACGUUCACAGAACUGACACCCACAACCCGCGGCCAGCUGGACGCCUGGAUCGCACGACUGACCGAAUGCCAGCCUCUCAGCGAAGACGACGUCAACGAGCUGUGCAACAUGGCCAAGGGGGUGUUGCAGAAGGAGGAAAACGUGCAGCCCGUGCACGCGCCGGUGACCAUCUGUGGAGACGUGCACGGCCAGUUCCACGACCUGAUGGAGCUGUUCAAAAUCGGCGGGCCGUGUCCAGACACAAACUACCUGUUUAUGGGAGACUACGUGGACCGAGGCUACUACUCGGUCGAAACGGUGUCCUAUCUGGUGGCCAUGAAGGUGCGAUACCCCAACCGACUGACCAUUCUGCGAGGAAACCACGAGUCGCGACAAAUCACCCAGGUCUACGGCUUCUACGACGAGUGUCUGCGAAAGUACGGAAACGCCAACGUGUGGCGAGCCUUCACGUCGCUGUUCGACUACUUCCCCGUCACCGCCCUGGUGGAGAACCAAAUCUUCUGUCUGCACGGAGGCCUGUCUCCCAUGAUCGAGUCCAUCGACAACAUCCGAGAACUCAACCGAUUCCAGGAGGUGCCCCACGACGGCCCCAUGUGCGACCUGCUGUGGUCCGACCCCGAUGACCGAGGAGGAUGGGGAAUGAGCCCCCGAGGAGCCGGCUUCACCUUCGGUGCCGACAUUUCCGAACAGUUUAACCACACAAACAACCUGAGUCUCAUUUCAAGAGCACACCAGCUGGUCAUGGAAGGCUUCAGCUGGGCACACGAGCAGCAGGUGGUCACCAUCUUCUCCGCCCCCAACUACUGCUACCGAUGCGGAAACCAGGCCGCCAUCAUGGAGGUGGACGAAAACCUCUCAAACUCCUUUUUGCAGUACGAUCCUUGUCCCCGUCCCGGAGAGCCCUCCGUGUCUCGACGAACCCCCGACUACUUCUUGUAG